Oncorhynchus kisutch (coho salmon) is the source of this 1925-nucleotide messenger RNA. RefSeq names its product trichohyalin. The transcript has 13 exons. The record is from RefSeq and is a predicted model, not a curated record. Gene Ontology annotation, biological process: telomere localization; spindle assembly; chromosome localization to nuclear envelope involved in homologous chromosome segregation. Gene Ontology annotation, molecular function: dynein complex binding. Bases 431 to 1768 code for a protein of 445 amino acids. Gene Ontology annotation, cellular component: meiotic nuclear membrane microtubule tethering complex; nuclear outer membrane; lateral element. Lineage: Eukaryota; Metazoa; Chordata; Actinopteri; Salmoniformes; Salmonidae.
CAACAGGAUCUCACUAGCUCUGCCACCUCCCUGUAUAUUGUGCUUACUGAUUAAUUUGCUAUUUGGACACGACAGGCUCUAUUCUAUCUUGUGUUAGUUAUACAAAUCAUUGACGGAGGUCUGUAUGAACAUGAUACACAGGAAGCCUAUGCGUUUUUAAUAUGUUAACACAACAACAAUCCGACAUGGGUUACACCACAUCAUGAAAAUAUUGGCAGUGUUGAGAACAGUUCUGCAAGCUGUCCAACUCAGGCAGUCCAUUCAAUUGUGGUCGACUGAGCGUAGAAGCUAGUCUGAAAACUUUAGACAUAUUUAAUCACUUCUAAGUCGUAAAAGAGUGUAAAGUGCUUGGCCAAAUUGUAUUACUACUGGACUGGUGACUGUUGAGGGUGGACAGAGAUUUCCAUUGGCAUUGAGGCUUGGAAGGAGAAUGCUGCGCAGGACCGUCUCCUUCCCCAUUGUGGCGGGACAGCUGCAGCAGCUGGGUCUACAGGGCUGUGGCUCCCACGGUGUGACAUCAUGCUCGGUGCUCGACCUCCCGGCUCUCCUCAACGCUCACCCUGGGCAACGGCAAUGGGAGGAUGAACGGUGGGGCUGGUACCAGGGGCAUGCCGAGGAAGGCCAAUGGGAGGAUGAGGGAGGGCUAGUGGUCACGCCAUCUUUUACUGGUAUGCAAAAUGAUGAGUUUGUCAGGCUGUUUGUGUCAGAGGAGGAGAGAAUCCUCAACUCUGCAGACCUGAGUGACGUUCUAGCAGAGUUGGUGUAUUCCCGAAGCAGACUAAAGCAAUUGAACUCAGAGCUGCAGAGAACAGUGGAGUUAGCCGAUGACAACAACACACUGCUACGCACUGAGAACGCUGCACUGCGCAACCAAGUCAAAGGGAUGAAUCAGUCGAUCCAUGAUGCAGAGCAGCUGAUGGAUGAGCUGGAGGAGAUCCGGAGCUUAUCAGCUGAGAAGGACGGCGCUACGGGCAACCUGGAGUCCUACAUCAAACAACUGGAGAAAGAGAAGGAGAUUUUGGAAGACCAGAUCGAGACCAUUGGCAGUGAGAUGUCCCGUAUUAUACCAGAUAGAGCCACUGACAAGAAGAAGAUCGCUGACCUCAGCAAUGCUCUACAGGCCUUACAGCUACGGCUAGAGGAGAGCAGACUCGCCCUGGAUCAGAGGUAUGAGGUCAUACAUAAGAAGGACUUUGUUAUUGAGCAGUUGGAGCAGUCCCUCACAGAGUACUCCUCCAUCGCACAGGAUCUGAAGGAGAAGAUGAAGGAUCUGGAGAGCCAACUGGCAGAGGCCCUAGUUAAUGGAGGAGAGGGGCGUUACAUGGCUUUAGAUGGGACUCUGUCUGCAGCCACUCAGCGCUCCAUCUCUCUAGCGGAGGAAAUGGGUCUACUGCCACGUAGGAUGGAUGAGUCCUCUGAUGAGGAGGUGCAGGAGCAAAGAGAUGAGAGGGUAGAGAAAGAGGAGAAGCAGAGAGUGGAUGAGAGGAUAGAAAGAGAGGAGAAUGAGAAGAAAGAUGAGGAGGUCAAGGAGGAGAAACAGCUGUUACAGGAGAAGAGAGGUGUGUGGUCAGAUCUGGUGGGAGGUGUCCAGGCAGCAGGAGGUUUCACCCUGGGUUUCCUGGCUCCUCUGGGUGUGCUGGUCUCCAUGGUCCCUGGCUGCUACGACCACUGUACUGGACUCAGCUGCACCGAUAUCCUCUGGUCUACUGCCAGAUACCUCAUACAGCCAUACUGCAAUGUGCACCACAUAGGCCUUCCUCCUCUGUAACACAUACAUACAUAUAUAUACGCAUGCAUACCUACCUACACGCACACAUUCAGAAAAACACACACACUAAUCAAACCUCAAUCGACCAACCCUGAUCUUCAACCCUCCCAGGCUGCAAUGUUGCUGUUAACUAAAUAAAACUGAAUACUGCAUCAUA